Molecule: messenger RNA, 3097 nt
Organism: Aedes albopictus (Asian tiger mosquito)
Lineage: Eukaryota; Metazoa; Arthropoda; Insecta; Diptera; Culicidae
Gene: Fem-1
Product: protein fem-1 homolog B
Exons: 6
Coding region: 654-2678 (674 amino acids)
Molecular function (GO): protein binding
Source: RefSeq, a predicted model, not a curated record
CCAGCACGUUUGUUUUGAUACACAUUCCGCGAAUCGGAUUUUAUUUUGCGCUGUGCGCUGUUUCUGGUGCCAUCCGAUCUCUCCAUCAUCCCGCGCGAUCAUUCGAUCCCCGCAAAUCUACACCUUCCGGCCCGCAAUAACCCGUGUUGUUGACGGAUGCUGUGCUGCUGAACACCGAACGACGUCGUCGUCGUCGCCGUCGGCUUGUGUGUGGGUGUUUUUCUUUUUAGCGCAGCACGAGUUUUCGCGUUUUAUUUGCGCGAUCUCGAGGCGAGUGUUGUGCGUCGUCGUCGAUUUCAGGUUCACACCGCAAGCGGACACAGGAUGAUUCUUGCCAACCAGCAGUUAGUAGUUAUAGUCCGCAGCUGUAAGUGAAAGAAGCAAAUUUCUCUCGUAGUUCGGUCGGUUCGUCGACGGGGAGAAGUGAAAAUCAUUUUCGCACUUUUCACAGUUUGAUUCGAGCGUGUGCAACUCGCGUCGCGCGAGAAAGAAUCUCAAGUCGCAAAACCAAAAGUUCGUGUGAAUUUCAUAACAUUCGAAAAGUAUUGGCAAAAAGAUUUUCUGGGGAAACGACUUCCGGGGGAUCGCAAAACGGAGUGUGGACGAGAUUCGAAACUGCAUAGGAUUUUCAGCGGCGUCGAGGUGUGCCGUGUAUGGCGGAAGCGGUCAUGACCAAAGAAGCUAGUCCGGUUCCCAGUCCGGAACGGAGCCGGGAGUUUAACAAACUGUCGCUGGUGCAUCGGGUUUACUACGCCUGCAAGGAUGGCUUCGCCCGAUUGCUUCUGGCAACGCUCAAGGACAUCAGCUGCCAGCACGACCGGAAGGCGAUUGUCGAUCAGGAAAUAUCCGAAGAAGAACGCCAGCUCUACACUCCCCUUAUCGUAGCGGCACUGAACGGCCACUACGAUGUGGUUCACAUCCUGCUGACCCAGGUGAGACCCAACCUGGAAAAGGAGGGCCGGGUGAAAUUCGAUGGCCACUUGAUCGAGGGUGCGUCGGCUUUGUGGGUGGCGGCCGGAGCUGGACAUCUGAACAUUGUCAAACUGUUGAUCGAACACGGAGCGGAUGUGAAUCACCACACGAAGAACCUGUCCACCCCGGUCCGGGCGGCGUGCUUCGACGGUCGGUUGGAUGUCAUCCGGUACCUGGUCGAUCACAAUGCCGACAUCAAUUUACCGAACAUCUACAACAACACAUGCUUGAUGAUUACCGCCUACAAGGGUCACGUGGAAGUAGUGGAAUUUCUGUUGGAAAACGAUGCGUUGUUGAACGAACAGGCCAACUGUGGUGCGACGGCGCUGCAUUAUGCGGCCGAAUGUGGCCACCUGGAGGUUUGCACGGUGCUAUUGGAUUAUGGUGCGAUACUCAAACGGAACGAGUACGGAAUGACGGCUGUGACUUGCGCUGCGGAGCGGACCCGGGAAGCAGUGGUUCAGCUGUUUGUAAAUAGAGUGGGACUGCUGACCCGAGAGGAACAGAUCGAUGCCUUGGAGCUGAUGGGGGCUUCGUUUGCGAAUGAUAAGGAUAACUACAGCUUGGUGAAGGCGUUUCACUACUUGAUAUCGGCGAUGGAGUUGAGGUACGAAGACCAGGACAACAUCAUUCGGAAACCGCUGCUGCCUUCCAUCCCUGCCUACGAGCACUGGGUAGAAUGUCAAACUAUGCAAGAUCUCCAGGCAAUCCGAUACAACCACAACUCACUUCACAUGGAAUCGUUAACCAUACGGGAGCGCAUCCUGGGUCGACACUGUCCCGAGGUAGCCCACUCGAUUGUGUUCCGCGGAGCGGUUUGUGCCGACAACGGUCGGUUCGAUCGUUGCGAAAGCCUCUGGCUCCACGCGAUGCAUUUGAAGCAGCAGAAUUCGCUCUCGGUCCAACGGGAUCUGCUUCGCUUUGCGCAGCUUUUUUCGCAGAUGCUCUCGAUCAACGUUUCGCUUCGGUUUGGCAACGUGGUCGACGUGCUGGCGGCUUGCGUCGAUGAGCUGGCUCUCAAUCAGACCAAAAUGAUCAAUCCGGGCGAGAAGGAUCUGCUGGAGGUGAUUGCCGAGGAGUACGAACUGAACAUAGUGACGGUGCUGUAUCUAAUUACUAUCAUAACUAAGUUGAUAAAGUUGAAAAAUGUAGACAUUACGGAGGACAACCUCAGGGAAGUUUAUAGGCUAGUUUACAAAUUGAACAAUUUGUCCGUCAGGCUCAGGGACGAUCAGACGUUGCUGCACCUUUCGGUGAACGGAGUCACGCCGGUUGACGACUUUCACACGGAUGAUAUUUGCCGAUUUCCGUGUGUUGACACUGUGAAACUGUUACUGAAGUGUGGUGCAUCACUGUCCGUGAUGGAUGCUGAUAGGAAUACUCCUUUACAUACGCUUUGCUCUACGUUACAGACUGCCGUCAUACGAAUGUCGGACAACGACGUCCGAUCGAUAGUGCAAGAUUUAGUGGAAAUCUUCAUCGAGGCGGGCAUCCACCUGGACGCGGUCAACUGCGACGGCCUCAAAGCGUCGCAGGUUUGCGUGCAAAACUCGGUGGGAACAUUCAUCAAGAGCUACGAAACACGUGCAAUCAAUCUGAAAUGUUUGGCCGCCCGCUGCAUCGCGCUGCACCGUGUACCCUACAAGGAGGCAAUCCCUCGACAGUUGGAAACGUUCGUGCAGCUGCACUGUUCGGAAAAGUUUUAGACGACCGACCCGCUGAGUGUCAGAUGCACCUGCACAGGUCUUCCCAAAAAACGUACUGCAAAAACGCCAACGAUCAAAUCUAUUGAUAUUGGAAAAAGCCAAUAUUUUACGAUAAUUUUUAAAUUGAAAAGAACAAAUAGGUAACUACCACCAAUUGUGAUUGAAUGCGGAAGCGUACCAGCAAUAACUCAACUAUAUAAGUGUGCAGGUAAGGGAUUUAGAAGAAUGUUGAUGCUAUAUAUCAACCAAACUGAUUGGCUGUAAUGAAUGGGAACAAAUGUUAAACAACGGGCGACAUGGUCUGUUUGGACGGAACACUGAUAUUAUUUUUAAAAUUGUUCUUUGUGUUCUGCGUUUUGCUGUGGUAAAAAAGCAAUAUUUUUACAUGAAAGCAGAUAAAACCUAAAAUUUUGAAAUAA